This is a messenger RNA of Ictalurus punctatus (channel catfish), 1077 nucleotides long. It is a transcript of the gene or60a1, whose product is annotated as olfactory receptor 6Y1. Bases 1 to 1077 code for a protein of 358 amino acids. NCBI's taxonomy places the organism in Eukaryota, Metazoa, Chordata, Actinopteri, Siluriformes, Ictaluridae. The transcript is spliced from 2 exons. Gene Ontology annotation, cellular component: membrane. Gene Ontology annotation, molecular function: olfactory receptor activity; G protein-coupled receptor activity. The record is from RefSeq and is a predicted model, not a curated record. Gene Ontology annotation, biological process: G protein-coupled receptor signaling pathway.
AUGACACAAAUAACACGCUUUACAACCAAUAGGGAGCAGAAAGUUUCUCAGACCACACUUCCCUUCAAACCUUUAGAUGGAUGGGUGCAACAGCAGAAGAUCACAUAUGAAUCAAUAAAUAUGCUCAAUUUUAACAUAACUUUAAUUUUUUUGGCUUAUGGACCUUCUGGGCCUCUCAAUUAUGCACUUUUCUUUGUCAGUUUGUUGACUUAUCUUGCAACACUUUUUGCAAAUUUAGUGCUGAUGCUGGUGAUCUACCUUGACACAAGUCUUCACAAACCUAUGUUUGUAUUUCUAUUCCAUUUGGCAUUGAAUGGACUUAUUGGAAGCUCAGCAGUUCUGCCUAACAUCAUGUACAACCUUCUUGACAAUAUGAAAUUCAUCUCAUUUGACAGUUGUCUGUUUCAAGUAUUCUGUGUUAAUAUUUAUGCAGCUUGUGCAUAUUUAAUAUUAAUGGUUAUGGCAUAUGAUAGAUAUGUUGCUAUUUGUCAACCACUGCAGUAUCACAACAUAAUGACAGCAAUGAAAGUUAGGUUGCUUCUAGGCAUAGCCUAUAUUUUUCCGAUUUGCUUUUUAGGUACACAAAUACACCUUACUUCACAGAUGCCUUUGUGUAGGUACACUAUAAAUAAGCUGUUUUGUGAUAACUUGGCAGUUGUCAACCUCUCCUGUGUUAAGAGUGUAUUUGGAGACCUGUAUGGCUUGGCAUUGGUAGUUCUCUUUGUUGUUUUUCCAUUAUUAUUUGUGGUUGCGUCAUAUGUAAAAAUAUUACUUGUUAGUUUGAAAUUAUCAGCAAGUGCAAAAAAAAAGGCUUUAAAAACCUGUCUCCCACAUUUAAUCACAUUUAUUAAUUUCUCAUCAGCUACUCUUUUCUCUGUAAUAUAUAAUCGAUUAAAUUAUUACCUUCCAAAAGAGCUUAAUGUUUUCAUAUCUGUACAUUUUAUUCUGAUCCCACCCCUCUUGCAUCCAAUUAUAUAUGGAAUGAAAACCGAAAAGAUUAGUCAAAGUUUCAAAAAACUUCUGCAUAAAAGAGUUUUUGCACUUGAAUUUAAUUUUCAAUCAGUAAACACCAUUUAA